CCCUCUACGGCCGCCGUAGACAGCAGCACGACCCGCCUCCAACUCAAAAGUCUUAAGAGAAAGAUUAUGAUCCCUGAAAACCUGAAAACUGCCACUGACAGAGUUUACCAGCAGAGUUUAACCUUUUAUAUCCGGAUAAACUGAGAAACAAAAUGCUCCGUCGGUGGUGAGUUCACGCUCACUCGCUGUCAGUGGGGAAACAUGGCUUCGUUGCGUUCAAGGUUCUCGCUGUUGUGGCUCCUUGUUGUUGUGACAGAAGCUGUGUGGAGAACGAAACUAAUCGGAGAUGAAGCGGCCUGUGAGUCCAAAGACAACAUGAUCAGCGCAAGAUCCGUGAAAACCUCCGAGGACACCGGACCGGAACCGGGAGACCUCGCAGCCGCGUUCACUGUCCGGACUCUGGAUGGGGAGUUCUCCUACCAGCCCGGAGCUCUGCGGGGGCCUCUCAUCAUUCACGCUUUCACCAACAAGUCCGGGUUCCUGGAGUGUCUGUGGAGCUCGGAGUCGUCCCUGAGCAGCCUGGUCCAGAACCUGCCCGACAGCGCGCAGGUUCUGUUUCUGUCCCUGGACGACUCCGCGGUCACUGAUGCUCUGUGGAUGAGGGAGCAGCUGCAGCGGGCCGCCGUGCAGCACAGUAAGAAGGAGGUUCUGUCCAGGCUGCACUUCUCUCCGGUGCCGGUCUUCGCUCUGGGUAACUGGAUACCCGCUGUCUUCUACUACUGGGGCUGCACGUCACGUAACUGUGUCCUCGCCCAGGCUGUUUUCACCUCCGAGGGGUGGAACAUGCCCGUGGUUAUCAAGAGACUAGAUGCCAGGUACGAUUGGCUCAUGGCUCGCUGGAGUCAGAAGUCGUAUCGGCUGAUGGACGCAGGGGACGGGUGCCAUCCUUCCCCUUUGGUGGAAGGUGCUGUGGCCUGGGUCUCUGAGGGAAACUGCUCUUUCUUCACUAAGGUGCAGAGUAUGGCCAAAUCCAACGCCACCGGUGUCCUCGUCUACGCUCUUCCCGGUAACCCGAUCCAGGACAUGAACUGUGACGGGCAUGAAUGCGACACACCGCUGAGCAUCCCCGCUGCCAUGGUGCAUCUAGAGCCUUCAGUCGCUCAGGCGCUGCGGUUUGGACAGUCGGUGGUUGUGUCCCUCCAGAACACCCCGUCCCCGGGCUUCUUCUUCAGCGUUGACCAACAGGGAGCGCUGGCUGAGAUAGGCUGGUUUCUUUACCCCUCGUUCAGCUUCAUCAACUGGCAGGCACAGUGGUUGAGGGAGACGAUCCACGGCAUCGCCCACGGCACCGUCUUCAUGGUCAAGGUGCAUCUGUUGCUGUCCAGCAGGGGGAGCAGAGGGGACACGUCCUUUCAGGUCGAGCUGUACGCCGUCAUCACGGCCCACGGCAGCGAUGACAACCGCUGCGGAGAGUUCUGCGUCACCUCCCACCACUUCCUGUUCAACACUGUUUUCAACAACACACUCAUAUUCGAUUCUGCAGGAUCGCCUCUGGGCUGCACCACACAGGUGAAAGAGGGCGCUGUACCAAACGAAUACGGCACAUGGCUGUACGGGCGAGGAGGCUGGUGUGAUGGACAGCAGGUCAACCCCUGGAGGGUCGAUAUCACCGAACAGCUGAACGUGAGCGAAUCAAACACCGUUCUCUACUUCUCAGCUUUUUCGAGGGAAGGGGAUCCGAAUCCUCGCAAGGAUCCUGGAUACAUCAUCAUGUCCUCUUUCCUGUCUUUUACAAUGGAUCCAGCUAUGGGAAACUCUAAAGUUUAA
Messenger RNA from Morone saxatilis (striped sea-bass), 1767 nucleotides. RefSeq lists its product as uncharacterized. Gene Ontology annotation, molecular function: oxidoreductase activity, acting on paired donors, with incorporation or reduction of molecular oxygen, reduced ascorbate as one donor, and incorporation of one atom of oxygen. Lineage: Eukaryota; Metazoa; Chordata; Actinopteri; Moronidae. The record is from RefSeq and is a predicted model, not a curated record.